Molecule: messenger RNA, 750 nt
Organism: Funneliformis geosporum
Lineage: Eukaryota; Fungi; Glomeromycota; Glomeromycetes; Glomerales; Glomeraceae
Source: the annotation of a GenBank genome assembly
AUGUCAAAUCACUCUUCAAUAGAAACAACCAACAAUAAUGACACUUUUGUAGCACAGACAAAUCUUACUAAGGGAGUUUUAACCGAGUUUCAAGAGUAUGACCACAAUAAAGAUGUGACAAAGGACACACCUAAUUCCAACGAAGGAAAUUAUCCAAUUGCGAAAUCCUCUGUAGUUUCCAUCAUUCCAUCAAUAAUAUGUACGAUUGAUGAAACAAACCCACCAUCCUCUGGGCAAAAUAAUAACGGAGAGAAUGCAAUAGAAACUUCUGAUAAAACCCCAAAUUACUCGCACCAUUGUGAAUAUGUUAAGCAAAAGCCGAACAAGCUUGUUCGUGCCGAUCUACUUAAAGAAAUUUCAAUUAUUUUUAGUUUUGCAAAUGAUUCACAAAGCAUGAACAAACACUGCGUUUCCUAUAACAAGUAUGGCCGUUGUAACGACGGUGAUCGAUGUCCUUAUAAGCACGAUCCAAAUCGAGUUGAGGUUUGUAAAAAAUGGCUCAAAGGAGAUGAUUGUUCUUCUGUCAAAAAAUGUUUUCGUCAACAUGUAUUAUCGGCCCAUGUGAUUCCACAUUGCAGUCAUUUUGCAAAGAGGAUGUGCCUUAAAGGUAGUGAAUGCCGUUAUACACAUGUAAAAGUCAGCAAGCGAGCAGGCUAUUGUAAAGAAUUCAUGGUAGGUGGAUUCUGCGAGUCAGGUGAAAUUUGUCGAAGAAAACACGAAUGGGAGAAGAAUAUAUGCGCCCAAGAAUGA